UGUUUGUCCUUCCGCCCUGACGGUCAGUGACAGUCCCAGCAGCAGACCGAAGGAGACCUCACAGACGAAGCAACAAAGGAGCAAACAUGAAAGACAACAGUUUGCCUCGAAUCGUAGUUAUUAUCGUGUGCACGGUGGUUUUUGUCGCUGUUUUAAUCGUUAACGCUUUGGCUGGAGCGGGCAGAGGUCCUUUCCAUUCCACCACAGGUAAUGUGUCGGGCCGCUAUGAGACAGGCAUCACUCCAGCUGGCUGGACCUUCUCUAUCUGGGGUGUUAUCUAUACCUGGCUAACCCUGAUGGUCAUAUACCUCACAACAUACGUAUUCCGAGGAUCCUGGGCUCAGUGUCUGCUGCCCUACAGCUUCUAUUUUUGCUGGCUGUCCAACAUGCUGAUGAACAUGAUAUGGCUGCUGCUGUGGGAUAAAGAGUUGAUGCUAGCAGCUCUGGUUGUAUUAAUCCUGAUAGUGAUUACCAACUACAGUGCUUUGUUCCUUUGUUGCUAUGCAACAGAUUACUAUGGGCUGUGGUUAAAGACAUACCAUCGCAAAGACCUGGCCUGUCUCAGAGUACUGGUCCAGAAUGGUUUGGCUCUCUACACCACAUGGACUUCUAUCGCUUCCUUGAUCAACUUUUCACUGGUUCUCCACAUGUGGGGAGUGGACAGGAGCACAGCAGCAACAGCUUCUCUGUGCAUCCUGUUUGCAGAGGUGAUGGGAUGGUUCAUCCUUGAGAACUGGGUGCUGGACCGUUGGGUGCGUUACAUCCUGACAGUGUACCCUGUGGUGAUCGUGGCUCUGGUUGGAAACAUCUUAAGACAUUUUAACCCAGAUGAUCCCACUCCAAAUUCUGUCUUCAUGGUUGUACUGCUGGUGGUAGCAUGUGUCUUGCUGGUUUCCCGAAUCUGUACCGUCAUCUGGAGAAACUACUGGCGACCUCUCCUCUCCCCGGGCUCAGCACGGCUGAUGGUGUCCCCCCUUGAUGGCAGAAAAUUCAGGGUCUUUUCUUAAUCAUUGAGAACUUGUCUCAUUGCAGCCUUUAAACUCUUAGGCCACUCUUAUUUGCAUUUUAAUACAACCCACUGUAAUGUUAAAAAGUAAAUCUGACGGUUUUAAAAGCGGGACGGUGUUUAUCUAGUCAUGGACUCGCAAAGACAAUAUGGAUAAGAAAGGUGUCUUGAUCAAUGGAAUGUUGAAAUUAGCUUUUAAAAGAAUGAAAAUAUUGAGUGAGUCUGUGGAUGGCAAACCUCUUCUUUCCUCUUAAACUGCAGUAAUGGCAAUGCAACAAUGCUUUCACUUCCGAAAUACUAAUAAACUACUACGACUGUUUACCACUAUUUCCCAUUAUACUGUCUAUAUGUAAAGUAAAUUUGAUACAAAUGCAUGCAUGCAUGUAAUUUAUUAAGUUUUACAUCGUUAUUUUCGUAUCCAUGCAGUAACAAUAGACCAUACUGUCCAUAUUUGGCUUUUAUACAAUACCAUUUGAUUAGAAUAGUAAUGGGCUUUGUUGAAUUCAUUGUGGUCUGCCAAUUAAAGCAUUUUUUCACAUCUCA
This is a messenger RNA of Epinephelus moara (kelp grouper), 1549 nucleotides long. RefSeq lists its product as uncharacterized. Bases 87 to 1007 code for a protein of 306 amino acids. NCBI's taxonomy places the organism in Eukaryota, Metazoa, Chordata, Actinopteri, Perciformes, Serranidae. The record is from RefSeq and is a predicted model, not a curated record. The transcript has 7 exons.